Molecule: messenger RNA, 1575 nt
Organism: Tetrahymena thermophila SB210
Lineage: Eukaryota; Ciliophora; Oligohymenophorea; Hymenostomatida; Tetrahymenidae
Product: transmembrane protein, putative
Exons: 2
Source: RefSeq, a predicted model, not a curated record
AUGUAAUAAUAAUAAAUAAAAUUAAACUUAGCAUUUUAAUUAGGGUUUAUCCUAUUUGUGAGAGCUUUAUAAGUAAAUUGCAUUUGGUGGCUAAUUUAUUAAUAAAUUUAUUAAAAUGUUCUGUGGAUGAGCUACGUUCUUAUUUAUUUUUUAAUAGGAGCAACAGUUACUUUUAAGUAUUACGUUUAAAGAUUGAAUGUGCAAAAACUUGAGCUUAUUUUUGUACCUAUUUUGCAGAUUUUGUUUAUCGAAGAUAUUUAUUAUUUGAUUAGAUUUGAUAAAUUUUCUUAGUAUUUCAAGGGUGAUGACAAUGACGGAUGGUUUAUCAGAUACAUAAUUAUGAUUUGCUCAUUUAUUCCUUAAAUAAUACCAAUGCUAAUUAUGCUCGACUUAAAUAAAAAAGAAUGCUUAUUCAUUGUUCUGCCAAUUAUUUCUAUUGUUUAUCUCUGCUAUUUAGCUUAAAAUUAUAUUGUAAUUAAAGAAGUCGAAAUUUUUAAAAUAUAGAUGCUAAUUUCAUAUCCAAGAGUACUAAUUACCUCUAUUUAAUCCUUUACCUUUUCUGGUAUUUCUUUUUAACUAGGGUAGACACUUGAAAUAAGAUAUAUCUGGUUUACCAUUUUGAUAUUAGGCUAUAUUUUGAUUUUAGUGCAAAUUGUAAGAAUAUGUUAUCGCGCUGAAAGCAAAACUUUAGCAAUAUAUCAAAUGUUAAUUACAAUUAAGCUAAUAUUUGGUGUAAAUGUUGAUAAUCAAAAUGUAUACAUUAGUAAAUUAGCUACUAGGAUAAGAACCUACUUAAUUGACAUGGAUAAUGAAUGUCUUGUAUACUUUUCGUUUACCUCUAUUGCACAGCUUAUUUUAUUUAUAAUUUAAAAAAAUAACAAUAAUGAAUCUUUAAGUUCAGUAGUAGUAAUCCCUUGGUUAAUAGUGUUAUUUCUCUCAGUCAUCAUGUAUACUUACAACUUUUCUAAAAAUAUUGUCUACGAUAACUUGUUUGGUAAGGAAACUAUUUGUAUCACUUCUUUUAAAUAGUUGAGGAGAUGUCUCAGUUUACAAAAUAGCUAAAAUUUCUAAAAAACUAAAGUUAUUUUAUUAAACAUUAAAAAAAAUAAAAGUAAAAUUCAUUUAGCAAUCCAAAAUUGUCUGCUGAGCGAAUUUAAAGGGUGUUAGAUUAUAGACAUAAAUAACAAAUUUAAGAGAAAAGAUCUAGUUGCAAAUCUUUUUUAAUAAGUUAGAUUGAAUUAUGAAUUUAAAUUUAAUCUAGAAGAAUUUGAGAAGCAUCUCAAUGAAAACAAAAUUGUAAAAGAAAUAAUAAAAAUAAAAUUUAAUUAGAUAGACGAUAAAACAUACAUAAGAUUGGUUAAUCUCCUCUUACAAAAAAAUCUGAUUAUUAAAAUAGAAUGUAAAAAUAGCUAUUUUGAAAGCUAAAGGCGUAAUCAAAUCAAAAUCAUUCAUUAAAAUUAUUUAAACUUAUACUAUAAUGUGACUUUAAAUAAUUAAAUUGCAUUUUAUAAAUAUUAUGCAGAGUUUAUUCCACUCAAUCCAGCCCUUGUUAUAUAUGAUUUAUUAUGUGAAUGA